Molecule: messenger RNA, 3633 nt
Organism: Oldenlandia corymbosa var. corymbosa
Lineage: Eukaryota; Viridiplantae; Streptophyta; Magnoliopsida; Gentianales; Rubiaceae
Source: the annotation of a GenBank genome assembly
GAGGAUUGAAAUUUAAACCUCACUAAAUCAUUGAGGAAUAGAAUACUGUCUCCCAUUGGUCAGUAACUAAAGUUUUCUUUCAUCUCACAGUAGAUAAUAGCUAAUAGUUUUGUUUUUUCUCAUAAUCUUCCUUUUCCAAUUACAGCUUUUUCUCUGUUCCGACUUCCCGUGACCAAUGAUUCUCCAUAAUUCAUCUAUCUGGACCAAUAUCUUACUGUUCCCAGUACGAAAUUCUAUCCAAUUUGGCGUCUAGUUUCACAAUUUCAGCAAUGCAAAUCAGAGUUUAGAAGAAGCUGGACAGAAGAAAAGAGAGGAAAUGGAAAGAAGGAUGAUGAAAUUUCCACUGUUACUACUACAAACUCAGUUCUUUCUUCUUUCCUUUUUACUUAUUGUUGCAUCUCUGGCUGAUGAUGAUUCAAUUCCACUAAAUGAUGAUGUUUUAGGCCUCAUUGUGUUCAAAUCAUCUCUUCAUUCUGGGUCCUCAGAAUUGGAGUCAUGGAAUGAAGAUGACACUUCCCCAUGUGCAUGGAGAUUCAUCAAAUGCAAUCCAAGAAAUGGCAGAGUUUCUGAAUUGUCCCUUGAUGGAUUAGGCCUAUCAGGCAAGAUUGGAAGAGGGCUGGAAAAAUUGCAAGAUUUGAAGGUACUUUCUUUGGCUAACAACAAUUUCACUGGUAAUAUCAGCCCAGAAUUAGCUCUAUUAAAUGGCCUUGAAAAGCUUAACCUUAGCAUGAACCACAUUGAUGGCAGCAUUCCAGCUUCCCUUGCUAACAUGAGUUCAAUCCAGUUCCUUGACCUAUCAUACAACUCGCUUUCAGGCCCUCUUCCUGAAAACUUGUUUCGAACUUGGAAAUCGCUUCGCUUCAUUUCUUUGGCUUCGAAUUUCCUCGAAGGACCAUUUCCUACAUCUCUGUCUGAAUGCACAGAUUUGAACCACCUGAACUUGUCCAAUAAUCAUUUCUCUGGUGACCCCAACUUUAAGGAAAUGUUUCAGUCCUUGACUAGGCUUCGGACGUUGGAUCUUUCGAAUAACGAGUUAUCUGGUGAGCUACCAUUUGGUAUUUCAGCUUUGCAUAACUUGAAAGAGAUUUCGCUGCAAGGAAAUCAUUUCUCCGGAUCACUUCCAGCUGAUAUUGGAUUCUGUCCACAUUUGAGCAGAGUUGAAUUGAAUGGCAACUUUUUCUCUGGAAGGAUUCCGGAUUCUGUGCAACAGCUCAAUGAGCUUAGAGUCUUAAGUGCAACUCAUAAUUUUCUCAAUGGAGACUUCCCUCAAUGGAUCGAUAAACUGAGCAGCCUGGAAUACUUGGAUUUGUCAGGCAACAAUUUACAGGGAUCAAUACCGUCUUCCAUAGGUGAAAUGAAAUCAUUGCAGUAUCUUAGCCUGUCAAAUAAUCGGCUAUCCGGGAUCAUUCCCCAUUCCAUCAGUUCUUGCAGUAGCCUUUCUAGUAUCCAGUUGAAAGGGAAUGCAUUCAAUGGUAGCAUACCUGAGGGCCUUUUUGAGUUGGGAUUGGAUGAAAUAGACUUGUCUAGAAAUCAGCUUACCGGACCAAUUCCAAAGGGUUCCACUAAACUCCUUGAUUCUCUGGAAGUGUUGGAUCUUUCAGGGAACAAUCUCUCUGGAGUCAUUCCAUCAGAUAUGGGGUUAUAUGUCAAGCUCAGAUACUUGAAUAUGUCAUUGAACAAUUUUGAGUCCGAAAUUCCUCCAGAACUUGGUCAUUGCAAGAAUCUCACUGUUUUAGAUCUUCGAGACAGUGCGCUAACUGGCUCAAUUCCAAGGGAUAUAUGUGAUUCAGGAAGCUUAAGAAUCCUUCAACUGGAUGAGAAUUCACUGAUAGGGCCUUUCCCAUCUGAGAUAGACAAUUGCUCAUCUCUUUUUCUAUUGAGCUUGUCCCACAAUAACAUAACUGGACCUAUUCCAAAAUCUAUUUCUUCAUUGAAGAAACUCAAGAUUCUGAAGCUGGAAUUCAACCAGCUGACUGGAGAGAUACCUCAAGAUCUAGGAAGAUUGGAAAAUCUUCUGUCAGUAAACGUAUCCCACAAUCAGCUCAUUGGUAAGCUUCCUGAUGGUGGAAUAUUUCCAAACUUAGAUCGUAGCGCAUUAGAAGGAAAUCUGGGCAUCUGUUCUCCAUUGCUCAGAGGACCCUGCAAAAUGAGUGCUGCUAAGCCCUUAGUUCUUAAUCCUUUUGCGUAUGGUAAUCAUCAUGGCGGCGACAUUCCAAGUGAUGGAUCUUCAGACAAUAUCAUGGGUUUUAGGCGUCGUAGGUUCCUCAGCGUUUCUGCCAUUAUUGCAAUUUCGGCAGCUGCUGCAAUAGCUAUUGGUGUGAUCAUUAUAACCUUAAUCAAUGCUUCUGUUAGGAGAAGACUUGCUUUCAUCAAUGAUGCUUUAGAAAGCAUGUGCUCAAGCUCAAAUAGGUCUGGAAGUGUGGUUGCUGGGAAGCUCAUAUUCUUCGACUCCAAAUCUUCACCCGAUUGGAUUACCACCAGCCUCGAAUCAAUGCUGAACAAAGCCACUGAAGUUGGAGGAGGGGUCUUCGGAACUGUUUACAGGGCUUCACUAGGAGAUGAAGGAAGAGUUGUUGCAGUCAAGAAGCUAAUAACAUCCAACAUUGUUGAAUGUCCUGAAGACUUUGAUCGAGAAGUUCGUACUUUAGGAAAAGCAAACCACCAGAAUAUAAUCUCUCUGAGAGGAUAUUAUUGGACUCCUCAAUUGCAGUUCAUAGUAUCAGAUUUUGCACCUGGUGGUAGCUUACAAGCCAAACUCCAUGAGAGGCAUCCUACCUCUGCACCCCUCAAUUGGGCAUCCAGAUUCAAAAUCAUCUUGGGAACAGCAAGGGGGCUUGCAUAUUUGCAUCAUUCAUUCCGGCCACCUAUCAUCCAUUACAACAUUAAGCCGAGCAACAUCCUCCUCGAUGAUCAUAUGAAUCCCAAGAUAUCAGAUUAUGGAUUGGCAAGACUAGUAACAAAACUCGACAAACACGUGCUGAGUAACCGAUUCCAGAAUGCAUUAGGCUAUGUUGCUCCUGAGUUGGCCUGCCAGAACUUGCGGGUCAGUGAAAAGUGCGAUGUUUUUGGAUUUGGGGUGCUGAUUCUUGAGAUAGUAACAGGGAGAAGACCUGUGGAGUACGGAGAAGACAAUGUCGUCAUCCUGAGUGAUCAUGUCAGAGUUUUGCUUGACCAAGGCAAUGUGCUGGAUUGUGUUGAUCCUAGCUUGGAAAGCUACCAUGAAGAGGAAGUAUUGCCAGUAUUGAAGUUAGCUUUGGUCUGCACAUCUCAGAUACCUUCAAGUAGGCCUUCCAUGGAAGAAGUUGUGCAAAUAUUGCAAGUCAUCAAGACGGCGAGCCCGCAGAGAGAGGCAUCAUUCUAAGAACAUCAAAUUAAAUCAUGAAGGAUUGAAGGUUUAGUUGUCCUCUAGCUUGUUUCCAACUUGUUAAGCCUCCACCAGUUUUCCCCACCUUUGAUAUCAGUUUUCGUUUCAUUUGUUGUCAUUGUACUCCGAACAAUUUUAGAACCGUACAAUUUGAUUUUGUUACUUAUGUUAGUAUUUCUUUUCUUUCCAACUGUGUUGUUUAUUUAGUUCAACCCCCGGUUUAUUUUUCAACCUGUUUUGCACGAGCUAAUGUGAGACAUUCGCCAUCC